Didymodactylos carnosus is the source of this 774-nucleotide messenger RNA. The record is from the annotation of a GenBank genome assembly. Lineage: Eukaryota; Metazoa; Rotifera; Eurotatoria; Philodinida; Philodinidae.
AUGUUAACGCUGGAAAACAUGGCAUCGGAGAAUUAUUUAUAUGUUGGUCAUAUAUUAGGUGAGUUAAACAUGGUGAAUACAUUAGAUGUACCACCAAAUGAUAUAUUUGACCUAAUUGUAAAUGGAACUGUUGUCAUCAAUGGUUUAGUUGAACGUUAUGAAGGUAAAUGUGACGAUUUAGAAGAAUUAAAAGUAAACUUAUGCAUUGAAUAUGGUUUAAACGGUGGUCAUGAGCGAGUUCUUCAAUAUUUCGAUAAUUAUGUUAAUCAAUACUGCACGUUACAAAAAUUGGGAGCACCACCACACAAGUUACCAUUUGAAAAACCAUCAAAAAUACUAGAAGUCAAAGCUGAACUUGAGUUAAGAACGAAACAAACAAUUUCAAAAACAACAGAUUAUUUAGCAAAAUUCAUUGAAAAACUAAAAGUGCUCUAUCAAGAUGUUGACUGUGCAGAAGAACAUUAUGAGCUGUAUUUAAUUGAAAGUUUAACUAAGAGUCGAAAAAAUAUUCAGUCAAUAUUUCUUAAACUUGAAAUUGCCGACAGUUCAACAAAUACAUUCGAUAAUGCGUUUAACAAAUUAUGUGCAAAAUUAGCAGAUACAUUUUUAAUCGUAUAUUUAGAAAAAGAUGGGCAACGAAGUUAUUAUUUAGUUUAUUGUAAUAUAAUUAAAUUUGAUCUAACAAAUUUAACAAAACCGGAGAUGUUGUCAAUCUAUUUAGCGUCUUAUUAUGCAUUUGACUUAACAUGGUUAACAAAACAAAAGCCUAUCUGA